AUGACGCCCUCCGACAUUGGCGGAGCCAACACCGGGUCGAGCCUGGGCAACCGACCCGGCUCAACUUUUGGGGAAAAAAAAAUCCCCACCGCAUCCUCGCUCCCGACGCCCCGUCCCCGACCUAAAAUUCCCCAACCCGCUCGCUCCCGCACGGCCGCACGCGCCGCCGAGCUCGCUGGCUCCCGCCGCCGGCCGCCCUCGGCUGCUCCCGCCGCCCUCGCGGCCUCGGCUGGCUCCCGCCGCCCUCACUCGCUCCCGCUACGCGCCGCCCCGUUCCCUGCUCGCCCGGUUCCGCCGCCCGUCCGGCCGUCUCGACCGCCGCCGCUGCCGUCCGGCCGUCGAUCUGCUCGCCCCGCCCAUCUCCAGUCUCCACGGCGCUGCAGCACCGCCGCCCGUCCUCUGCUCGCCCCGUUCCCGACCGCCGCCCCUCCUCUGCUCUCCCCCGCCACACACCGUUCCCGUCGGGCAAGGCAGCCCUGUUUGCCUGGAUUGAAGAAGAGGAGGCUGCUGCACUCUCCCUCAUCUCUGUCUGCUUGA
This is a messenger RNA of Lolium perenne, 537 nucleotides long. RefSeq lists its product as uncharacterized. The record is from RefSeq and is a predicted model, not a curated record. NCBI's taxonomy places the organism in Eukaryota, Viridiplantae, Streptophyta, Magnoliopsida, Poales, Poaceae.